AUGCCUACUUUUCAAGCCAGUGCCACCAACCCCACAAGGUUGAGAGGAAAAGAGACUGAUCGAGUUGCACUUCUAGCCAUCAAGGCUCAACUAAAGCAUGAACAUAUCUCGGUCCUGAGCUCCUGGAAUGAAUCCAGUCACUUUUGCCAGUGGGAAGGAGUUGGUUGCAGUCGCCGACAUCAAAGGGUCACAGUGUUGGACCUACAGUCCCAGAAAUUGGCAGGAUCCAUAUCCCCCCACGUAGGUAAUCUAAGCUUCCUCAAGGAGCUAUAUUUACAAAACAAUAGCUUCACAGGUGAAAUCCCACCACAUAUUGGUCACUUGAGGAGGCUGCAGAUUUUAAGACUGGACAAUAAUUCCAUCAGUGGCGAAAUCCCUGCCAAUAUAUCUAGCUGCUCCAACCUCAUACGACUAGAUGUCGGGUUCAACAGGCUGGUUGGGAAAAUUCCUAGCACAAUUGGGUCCUUGUCAAAGCUCAAGAACAUUAGUUUUUACAAUAACGGCCUAACAGGAACGAUCCCACCUUCAUUUGGCAACCUUACAUCCCUAACCAAGCUUUUGGCAAUUGGUAAUUUCUUGAAGGGAAGUAUUCCAAGUUCUGUAGGGAAACUUACAAGCUUAGAAAUCUUUGCUGUGGGACAGAAUAUGUUUUCUGGUGCUGUUCCUGCUGUGAUUUUCAACAUCUCAUCUCUCACUGUGUUGGACUUGAUGGGAAACCAAUUCCAUGGCAGGCUUCCCUCAGACAUGGGCAACACUCUUCCUAAUCUCCAAAUUAUAGAUGUUGGCCUCAACGGAUUCAUCACCGGACCCAUUCCCAUGUCCAUAUCCAAUGCCUCCAAUCUUAGACAAUUUAUUGUUGCAGGAAACAGAAUAACUGGACAAGUUCCCUCUUUGCAGAAGCUACACGGCCUCUGGGAAUUUUUCAUUUGGAGUAAUCAUCUUGGAAAUGGGAAAUCGGGUGACUUGAGCUUUCUCUCGGAUUUGGCCAACUCCACGAAACUGGGGGGUGUUGAGAUAAGUGGCAACAAUUUUGGAGGGAUGCUGCCCACAUCUUUAUGGAACUUCUCAACAAGUCUUUACCUUUUUGGUGCGUCGACCAAUCAGAUACAUGGAAGCAUCCCAAAUGGGAUGGGCAAUCUUGUCAACAUGCAGUAUCUGGAUAUGAGCAACAAUGAAUUCAAUGGUAGCAUUCCUGCCGAUAUUGGGAAGCUUCGAAAUUUAGGGAGAUUGAAGCUUUACAACAACAAACUAUCAGGAGAUAUCCCCUCCUCCCUUGGGAACUUAACAGAGUUACUCGUACUUGACUUGGAAGGAAAUGAUCUUCAAGGCAUCAUCCCUCCAAGUUUGGGGAGAUGCCAGUGGCUACUUCAGUUGCAACUUUCUCAAAACAAUCUCAGUGGUUUCUUAACUCAGCAAGUUUGGAGUCUCUCAUCAUUAGCAGUGGGUUUGAACCUAUCUCAAAACCACUUGACUGGUUCUCUCCCUAAGGAAGUUGGGAAUCUGAAAGCUCUGGGUUCUUUGGACCUUUCUGAUAACAUGUUAUCCGGGGAAAUUCCAACCAGUAUUGGCAAGUGUCAAAGUUUAGAAGUCCUCCACUUGCAAGGGAACUCCCUCCAAGGGACCAUUUCUUCAUCUUUGGAAACGUUGAGAGGGCUUCAAUUCUUGGAUCUCUCUCGAAACAACCUCUCAGGCAAGAUUCCACUAUAUUUGGAGGGGUUUCAAUUGCUAAACUUGAAUCUCUCUUUCAAUGACUUCGAGGGUGAGCUGCCAGUUGGAGGGGUCUUCAAAAAUGCGAGUGCAAUUUCCAUUGUUGGAAACAGCAAGCUCUGCGGCGGUGUUGCUCAACUCCAGCUACCCAAAUGCAACUACCCUUCCAAAGAUUCCAAGAAAAGGAGCUUCAAAUUGGUAAUCUUCAUAGUCCUUGGACUUGUGGUGGUAAUCUUGGUGGUGCUGGGUUUCCUAUAUUUGAUUCCAUUAAGAAAGAAGCUAAGGAAACAACCUGCAUCAAGCAAUUUGGAGAAACUGUUGCAAGUGUCAUAUAAUUCUCUUUUAAAAGCUACUGAUGGGUUCUCUUCAGCUAAUUUGGUUGGUACUGGUAGUUUUGGGACGGUCUACAAAGGAUUUCUGAAUGAUGUUGGUACUCUUGUUGCUGUCAAAGUUUUUAACCUGUUACGCCAGGGAGUUUCUAAGAGUUUCAUAGCCGAGUGUGAGGUAUUGAGAAAUAUCAGGCAUCGAAAUCUCGUCAAGAUUAUAACUGCAUGUUCAAGUACUGAUUUUCUUGGUAAUGAUUUCAAGGCUCUGGUUUAUGAGUUCAUGGAGAAUGGAAGCUUAGACGAGUGGCUGCAUCAAACUACUGAAACUGAACAAGUGACAGAAGCACCCAAGCAUUUGAACUUUCUUCAGAGGCUAGACAUAGCCAUUGAUGUUGCUAGCGCACUAGAUUAUCUUCAUAAUCAUUGUGAAACGCCAAUAGUUCAUUGUGAUCUCAAGCCAAGCAAUGUCCUUUUAGAUAAGGAACUGAUUGGACAUGUUUCUGACUUUGGACUAGCACGGUUUGACUUUGGACUAGCAAGGUUUCUCUCUGAAGUUACAGAUUACGUCUCUGCAAAUCAAACACAUUCACUGGGACUAAGAGGAUCCAUUGGCUAUGCUGCACCAGAGUAUGGAAUGGGAAGUGAAGUGUCUACAUAUGGGGAUGUGUAUAGCUUCGGCAUCCUCUUGUUAGAGAUGUUCACAGGAAAGAGACCCAUUGACGACAUGUUUAAGGACGGCUUGAACCUUCAUGGUUUUUGUAAGAUGGCUUGCUCUGAGGGCGUUGCCAAGAUUGCAGAUUCAAGGCUUCUUCAAGAAGACAUGGUUGCUACAGGCAUCAACAAAACUCCCAAUCAGCGCUGCGUGAGAGCUGAAAAACUUGAAGAGUGCUUGAGUCUGAUCUUUGGAAUUGGGAUUGCUUGUUCUGCUGAAUCACUGAGAGACCGAAUGGGCAUUAGAGAUGCUGCAUCAGAAUUGCAUUCCAUCAGGAACAUUCUUGUUGCAUAG
Rosa chinensis is the source of this 3039-nucleotide messenger RNA. Its product is annotated as putative receptor-like protein kinase At3g47110. Gene Ontology annotation, biological process: protein phosphorylation. The record is from RefSeq and is a predicted model, not a curated record. The transcript has 3 exons. Gene Ontology annotation, molecular function: ATP binding; protein kinase activity; receptor serine/threonine kinase binding. Lineage: Eukaryota; Viridiplantae; Streptophyta; Magnoliopsida; Rosales; Rosaceae. Bases 1 to 3039 code for a protein of 1012 amino acids.